This is a messenger RNA of Odobenus rosmarus divergens (Pacific walrus), 2928 nucleotides long. RefSeq names its product discoidin, CUB and LCCL domain containing 1 (gene DCBLD1). The transcript has 18 exons. The record is from RefSeq and is a predicted model, not a curated record. NCBI's taxonomy places the organism in Eukaryota, Metazoa, Chordata, Mammalia, Carnivora, Odobenidae. Bases 1 to 2928 code for a protein of 975 amino acids.
AUGGAUUACUUCAUUCCCAUGAAGGUAUUACCUGAGAUGGAAAAGGUCACCACUGGGAGCCCACCUGGCUCACCCGGUGAAUUCCUCGCUAGUAAACAAUACUCCCAUUGUCUUUCCUCGUUCAUUGCUCACAGAGCCACGCCUGUUGGCCAGCAGCCGCUGCCCAAACUCACCUUCUUCGAAGGAAUGAAGAGAAAGAAGAAACACAGAAAGCUGGAAGCACGUGACCGGCGAAUAUUGGACCUCUGCGGGACUGGGGUCCGCGCCUCCGAGCUCCCCUCCGCACCUGCCGGUUUAACAGCACGCUCUGUGGCUGCGCGUUACCUAGGAAAACUGCCGAGCGCCCAGUGGAGGAAGCGCGGGAGAACUGCAAGCGGACUGAAGAUUCUUGCCCUCCCCCCAGCCCUUCUCCACACCCCCAGGGAAUCAGAUCCUACGUCCCAAUCUUCCGUGGCUGCUCGCUGGUCCGAGGAUCAAGUUCAGCAUCCUUUACGUGGCGUUCCAGGCCCUCCACGUUCCGACCCCUGCUCUGUGCACCGGCUUCCACCUCUUACCGUGGGACCACGGGCGGCGUCUGGUGCGCCUCGGGCCUCGAAGCCAGCCGCCGCCGGGGACCUCGACUUCCUCCUUUGGGGGCCGGCGCGCGGGGUUGGGCGGGGCGGGCGACGCCCCCGCCGGGCUGGGCUCCCGGCCGCCCCAAUGGGAUUCGGUGCGGGGCGGCGGCUGCGCCCAGUCCCGGCGGCGUGCUCGGCCGCGGAGGAGGCGGCCCGGCAGGGGCAGCGGAGGCGCUGCGCUCGCCUAGGGGAGGCCGAGCGUGCCAAGCUGGCGCCCGGCGGGGCCAUGGUGGCCGGCGCCCGCGGCCUCCUGGCCCUUCUGCUUGUGGUCUCCGCCCCGCUCCGGCUGCAGGCGGGCGAGCUGGGUGAUGGCUGUGGGCACAUAGUGACCUAUCAGGACAGUGGCACAAUGACGUCUAAGAAUUAUCCAGGGACUUACCCCAAUCACACGGUUUGUGAAAAGACCAUCAGAGUACCAAAAGGGAAGAAGCUGAUUCUGAGGUUAGGCGAUCUGGAUAUCGAAUCCCAGACCUGUGCUUCUGACUACCUUCUCUUCACCAGCAAUUCCGAUCAGUAUGGACCAUAUUGUGGAAGUAUGCCUGUUCCCAAGGAACUCCUAUUGAACACGAACGAAGUCACUGUUCGCUUUGAGAGUGGAUCCCACAUUUCAGGGCGGGGAUUUUUGCUGACCUAUGCCAGCAGUGACCAUCCAGAUUUAAUAACGUGCUUGGAACGCGCUAACCAUUAUUUGAAAACAGAAUACAGCAAAUUCUGCCCAGCUGGUUGUCGAGACAUAGCAGGAGACAUUUCUGGGAAUCUGGUGGAUGGAUACAGAGAUACCUCGUUAUUGUGCAAAGCCGCCAUCCAUGCAGGAAUAAUUGCAGACGAGUUGGGCGGUCAGAUCAGUGUGCUUCAGCACAAAGGGCUAAGUCGCUAUGAAGGAAUCCUGGCCAAUGGUGUGCUCUCAAGAGACGGUUCCCUGUCCGACAAGCGAUUUCUCUUUACCUCCAACGGUUGCAGCAGAUCAUUGAGUUUGGAACCUGACACACAGAUCAGAGCUUCUUGGCAGUGGGUCAGUGAGAUGGGAGAACAAGUUCACUGGUCUCCUGGCCAAGCCCAAGUUCAGGGCCAAGACCUGUCAUGGGCUUCGGGGGACAGUGGCAAGAACCGUAAACAGCGCGAGUGGCUGGAGACCGAUUUGGGAGAGAAAAAGAAAAUAACGGGAAUUAUGACCACAGGAUCCACACAGUCGAAUUUCAACUUCUAUGUUAAGAGUUUCGUGAUGAAGUUCAAAAACAGCAACUCCAAGUGGAGGACCUAUAAAGGAAUUGCGAGUAAUAAAGAAAAGGUGUUUCAGGGCAACUCUAAUUUUCGGGAUCCAGUGAGGAAUAAUUUCAUCCCUCCCAUCGUGGCCAGAUACGUGCGGGUUGUCCCCCAGACGUGGCACCAGAGGAUAGCUUUGAAAGUGGAGCUCUUUGGCUGCCAGGUCACACAAGGUAAUGAGUCAUUGGUGUUGCGUAAAACAAGUCCAAACACUGUCAGUUCCACUGAAAGAGAAGAUGAGACGAUCACAGAAUCCAUCCCCUCUCCGGAAAUGCCCACAGGAAUAAACAUCACAGCUGUUGCUAUUCCACUGGUGCUCCUUGCCGUGCUGCUUGCUGGAAUGGGAAUCUUUGCAGCCCUCAGAAAGAAGAAGAAGAAAGGAAAUCCAUAUGGAUCAGCUAAGGCCCAGAAAACAGACUGUUGGAAGCAGAUCAAAUAUCCCUUUGCCAGACAUCAGUCCGCUGAGUUCACCAUCAGCUAUGAUAAUGAAAAGGAAAUGACGCAAAAGUUAGAUCUCAUCACAAGUGAUAUGGCAGAUUACCAGCCGCCGCUCAUGAUUGGCACCGGGACCGUGACCAGGAAGGGCUCCACCUUCCGCCCGAUGGACACCGAGGCGGACGAGGCGGCGCCCAGCGCCGAGGCCGGCAGCCACUACGACUGCCCCCUUCCGACCGGCCGCCACGAGUACGCCCUACCCUUGACCCACCCCGAGCCCGAGUACGCCACGCCCAUCGUGGAGCGGCACGCGGCGCGGGCGCACGCCUUCUCGGCGCAGAGCGGCUACCGCGCGCCGGGACCCGGGCCGGCGCACGCGCAAACGCACGCGCACGCGCUCCCGGCCGGCGGCGCGUCGUACCAGACGCCGCCGCGCCCCGCGCCCGCAGCCGGGCGCCGGGGCUACGAUCAGCCCAUAGCCGGCGGCCCGGCCGCGGAGCGCGCCCACCCCGACUACCAGGAGCCGCGGGCGAAGCCGGCCGCCCGCGCCGCCUACGCGGCCCCCCGAGACUGCCUCCAACCCCUCAGCCCCACAGCCAUGACCGCUCUCUUGUGA